UACGACCGGACACAUUUGUGCGAAGGGGCUGCUUAACGAGCGGUCAGCAGAAAUGAGGCUCACAACUAUAGAUCGUAAACAGUAGCUGGACCUCAGAGCUCAGCAGCCCUUGCAUCGGUUGCGAAAGCGCUACUUUACAGUGUCGCCUAGCGCGCCCUGCGCGCAAGCCAUGGACCAGGAGGCCCAGGAUGCCAUGCUGAUUGUACAUCUUUCAGAAGCAUUCAAUAAGGACGAGGUGUGGCAGCUGGCCGCCGCAGAAGCAUGGAGCAAGGCCACGAAUCUGGAACGUGUGCUAAUUCGCGGUAGCACAGAGGCCAAACAGCUGAAGCUCGUGGAUGUGCUUAUCCGUAAAACCUCGGCGGCUGGCCUCGGUGCGGGGAGCGCGGCUGGAGCCGGCUCCGUCUACAAUGCCACCCUGACCGCCUUCAUCCAGGCGCUGCAGAACGCUGAGGUUGAGGACAUCGGUGAUGGCAUGUCCCUGCUGUCGUUCGACUCCAACACAUUCUUUCCAGAUGACCUCGAGCGAUGCCACCAUGCCCUCAUGGUCCGCGACAUUUUCCCCACCCUUUUCAAGCGGCUUCAGCAGCAGAAGGCGUGGCUCCUGACUGGCGUCCCUGGUACUGGCAAGUCUUGGUUUGUCUGGUACGCAGUGUACAGCCUGCUACAGCUGAAGGACCCCCCCUUAAUCGUCUGGCAGUCUCGCAAAUACAAUUCGCGGCGAUGUGUCCUCUUCAAGGCCGGCAAGGCUUACGUUGGUGAUGACGACAGCUUCAUGGAGGAACUUGAGCAGGAGUCAACCUGGUUCUUUACUGACGGCAUCAUGCCACCGAACGUCGCGGCUCACACCAUAAUGAUCUGUUCUCCCAAGCUCUCCAUUUAUAAGGAGUGGGUUAAGGGGCGCGAUGACAUCACACUCACCAUGCCGCUGUGGACGUGGCCUGAGAUUGAGGCCUGCUGGCAGCGCCUGUAUCGCGACAACUCAAAGCUACCCCUGGAACGUGUGAGGCGCCGCUUCGAUAUGUACUACGGUGGCGUGCCGCGGCUGGUGCUGGAGUUGCCGUCGCGGCCGGGUUACACUGAGCCGGACGAUGCAGUCGUCGAGAGAGCACUCGGCACCACAAGCCUCGAACAGGUGAUUAAUACUGUAGGCUCCUACGAUGCCGCCCCGGAGGCCAGCCACCGCAUCGUGCACCAGGAUGGGGACCGCAGCACAUUCAGCCAGCUUGAGUACUGCUUUGCCACUCCCCACGUCGGCAGCUUGUUUACCGAGCGGGUCAGCUCGAAGGGCCUUGGUGCACAGCUGGCGUCUUACACGUCGGAUGAAGGUUGCUUCAGCGGCCUCUUUUGGGAGCCCUACGCCCACCAGGCUUACAUCAAGGGUGGCGAGUUUGAGUACAAGGUUCUAAGCGUUCCUUGCAGUGUCCCCCGCACGGGCAAGCGGGGCCAGCCCCCGAACGCUGUCUGUGAGGAGAGGGAAAUGGCGGUUACUGCAGCUACUGGCGGGAAAUCGAUGGUGAUGACACAGCAGCCGCUCAAGCAGGUGCAGUUUCUGGCGGCAGGCAAACCGGAGGAAAUUGACGUUCACUUCAGGGAGGCAGUGGAAUCAUGCACGGCGCCUGCCUACCUGCGACCGUCCCAUGGCCGCCACCCAUGCAUCGAUGCCUGUGUCCUGCCAGACAGGCUGCUGCAGAUAACAGUCAGCAAGAAGCGCAAGGCCGUCGACGAGGAAAUCCUAGAGCGGCACCUGCAGUGCCUGCCUCCCCGGGACGUGUACUACCUUGAUUACGUUGUGCCCGCAAGCAGCUUCCAGGCCUUCAAGGUGCCCGAUCUGAAGCGGACUCCAGGAUCACGCGUGGCGAAGACGACUCAGCGAGUAGUGAAAAUUAACUCCAUAAAGUAGCAGGCGGCAUCGAUGCUCUGUUGCUGAAGAGGUCGUGGUGUGCAUGUAGCUGCUGAAUAUGCAUGUAAUGUGAAGCAUGCC
Messenger RNA from Volvox carteri f. nagariensis, 1981 nucleotides. RefSeq lists its product as uncharacterized. The transcript has 7 exons. The coding region runs from base 170 to 1900 and encodes 576 amino acids. The record is from RefSeq and is a predicted model, not a curated record. Lineage: Eukaryota; Viridiplantae; Chlorophyta; Chlorophyceae; Chlamydomonadales; Volvocaceae.